This is a messenger RNA of Thlaspi arvense, 1472 nucleotides long. The record is from the annotation of a GenBank genome assembly. Lineage: Eukaryota; Viridiplantae; Streptophyta; Magnoliopsida; Brassicales; Brassicaceae.
UGCGUCGUUUGUGACAGUCGAGGAAUCAUCCAUUUUCUCUGGUAUCUGUUUACUUCUUCUUCCUUCUGUGUGCGCAUCUGUUUCUCUCUCGAUAGUCGUCAAUCGCCGAUCUUGUUACUUCAUUUCCCGCUAGUUGAUUGGUACAAGCGUUUCAUCAAAUGGUUGGAGGAGGAGUUAUCCAGCAGCUUCUAAGGAGGAAACUUCAAUCCCAAUCAGUCGCAACUCCGGUCUUGUCAUGGUUUUCUUCGAAGAAAGCUAGUGAGGAUGCUGGGUCUGCUGGUUUUAGAGCAUUUGCCCUUAUGGGUGCUGGUGUUACAGGAUUGUUGAGUUUUUCUACAAUAGCAUCUGCUGAUGAGGCCGAACACGGCUUGGAGUCUCCGAACUACCCUUGGCCACAUGAUGGCAUUCUCAGCUCAUACGACCAUGCUUCGAUCCGUCGUGGUCACCAAGUGUAUCAGCAAGUCUGUGCGUCUUGCCACUCGAUGUCUCUGAUCUCAUACCGAGAUUUGGUGGGCGUUGCUUACACAGAGGAAGAAGCAAAGGCAAUGGCAGCUGAAAUCGAGGUUGUUGAUGGACCAAACGAUGAGGGUGAGAUGUUCACCCGACCCGGUAAACUCAGUGACCGGCUUCCUGAACCAUACUCGAAUGAGUCAGCUGCAAGGUUCGCCAAUGGAGGAGCUUAUCCACCUGAUCUAAGUCUUAUAACUAAGGCACGUCACAAUGGCCAAAACUAUGUCUUUGCUCUUUUGACUGGUUACCGUGAUCCUCCUGCUGGAAUUUCGAUAAGAGAAGGGUUACACUACAAUCCUUAUUUCCCUGGUGGAGCAAUCGCUAUGCCAAAGAUGCUUAAUGAUGAAGCUGUGGAAUAUGAAGAUGGAACUCCUGCAACAGAAGCACAGAUGGGUAAAGAUGUUGUAUCAUUCUUGUCCUGGGCAGCUGAACCAGAAAUGGAAGAGAGGAAAUUGAUGGGUUUCAAGUGGAUCUUUUUAUUGUCUUUGGCUCUACUCCAAGCUGCAUAUUACAGGAGACUGAGAUGGUCUGUUCUCAAAUCCCGUAAGCUUGUUCUCGAUGUUGUGAACUAAGCCCGAGAAGAGCAGUUUUUUUUUUUCUUUAAAUUUCUAUGGUUAAUAAGGAUAAUGGGUAAAAAAGUUGAAUCCCACUUUUUUUUUUGUCUCACAAAUAUUUGAAGGGAAAAUUCUGUUUUUGUUGUUAUUAUUUAUCGUUUUAGACAUUCUAAUGAGGGGAAAAUAAGCACAAAAGCUUUUUUCCAAAACUCAUAUCACACAUGAUUUUGAGAUUCUAUUUUUUUUAAUCCUCUUUGUUUGUUUGUCUCCUAAACCGGUCUCAUCCGGUUUGCCUCAAUAAAAAAUGUGGGUUCUCCAAUCUAUUUGUAAUAUCUAUACUUCACCAAACUUCGAAAUUGUAACAUUUGGUAUUUAUGGAAUGGUGGAAGCUUUGAAUUUGAUAGUUAA